AUGCAGGGUUCGUGGGGCCAGCCCAGCGGCGUCGCCGCUUGUCGGCGCCUGACGGUGACUGAGCAUGUGUUUUUUAUUGAGAAGGUUUCCUGGACCGAUCGCUGGCUGACGCAAGGCCUGGGCUGGUCCAGGCUGUCCGAGCCACGCUCGCGAGGGCCCUCCCUGCUUGGUCCAGUGCCGACAAGGAGAGCACGGGACUGGACGACCAGGGCUGGGCUAUGGCGACGACAGGCGUGGGAGAUGCUCCUCGCUCGGGGGUUGACCAGCGGGGCCAAGGUUUUCCCAGUGGAGGGUUGGUCUUAUUUGUCCAGAUUGACGGCCGAGUGCGGCUGA
This is a messenger RNA of Prorocentrum cordatum, 333 nucleotides long. The record is from the annotation of a GenBank genome assembly. NCBI's taxonomy places the organism in Eukaryota, Dinophyceae, Prorocentrales, Prorocentraceae.